Molecule: messenger RNA, 299 nt
Organism: Staurois parvus
Lineage: Eukaryota; Metazoa; Chordata; Amphibia; Anura; Ranidae
Source: the annotation of a GenBank genome assembly
UGCCGGGGAUGGACACAUAGGAUAACAUGCUGGGGAUGGACACACAUAGGAUAACAUGCCGGGGAUGGACACAUAGGAUAACAUGCCGGGGAUGGACACAUAGGAUAAGAUGCUGGGGAUGGACACAUAGGAUAACAUGCCGGGGAUGGACACAUAGGAUAACAUGCUGGGGAUGGACACAUAGGAUAAGAUGCUGGGGAUGGACACAUAGGAUAACAUGCCGGGGAUGGACACAUAGGAUAACAUGCCGGGGAUGGACACAUAGGAUAAGAUGCUGGGGAUGGACACAUAGGAUAACA